Molecule: messenger RNA, 1774 nt
Organism: Macrosteles quadrilineatus (aster leafhopper)
Lineage: Eukaryota; Metazoa; Arthropoda; Insecta; Hemiptera; Cicadellidae
Exons: 7
Coding region: 155-1045 (296 amino acids)
Source: RefSeq, a predicted model, not a curated record
UGUCUGUCUGCCAAAUGUCAAGUCAAUUUCCACUUCCCCAACCAUUCCAUUCCCUUUUGGUCAUGUUUUCAUAGUUUUAAUCGGCAGUCAAUUCCCUUAGGGAACAAUUUAUUCAAGUUACCCUGCGGUAAAAAAUGGGAAGUCGGAAGCGCAAAUGGGGACAAACCCGUACGAAUUGUUUGAACAAUCCGUCACAAUGACAGCCAAAAUGUGGCCUCAGGCAAACAACACAGCGACUGGGGGAGGAUGGGAGUGGGGAUGGCGAGUGCCUGCACACCAUUGGCCGUUGUUGGUGGCCAUGUUCUGCGGAGGUUCGCUUGUCCUGUUGCUAUUGGUCGCAGCAAUUCUCUGGCAUUGCUGUGUCGCUCCACAUCGCAACAAAGACUAUAGGGUGAAGAUGGACGGUGAAUCUCUGCCUCAAAUGAGUGUUCCAGUGGUUGUACCGGUUUUGCCCAGCCACUCUGCAGUGUUUGUAGAGCCCAAGUGUGGAGAGUGGGGUUACAACAGUCGACUAGUGAGGCCUCAUUGGUUCUACAACUCUCAGUUGAUGGGCGGAGCUAGAUGCAGUGUGCCAUUGCCUCGCUCGCUCAGUGUGCCUACCCCCGCUCCCCCGCCUGCUAGACGGAAGAGCUCCCCCGCCCGAGUGGUGUGUCCCCCCCACGACUCAGGGACCUCUUCCAUUCCUCUCCCUCUACCCCACAUAUCAGAGUUCAGCCCUGGCUGUCACGUUCAGUACGCCUCCAGCAGUAUUCUGGACGAGUACGGUUCUAGAAACCUGUACCCCAGUGUUGGUGGAGUGAUGUUGAAAACACAAAGUCUUCCUGCGUGUGUUCGAUCGAGACCGAGGCCAGUCUCUACGGCCGACGAUCUGUCUGAGCUUUACGCUAAGGUUAACUUCAGUAAGAAGCGGAAAAACCGGAUGCGUAACGAUGAAGCGGCAAUAAUAGCUUUAAGCAAAUCUAGAAGUCAGUUUCUGCACAAAGACACCGACUCACUGGUCGAUAAUGAGGCGGUAAUAGUUUACGAUGAGCUGACAGCUCUAUAAAUCAUCUGGACGUGCGGUGCUACUUAACAAUAAUUUAACUUCAUUUGUAUACAGUUAAAUUAUUUGUAUAAUAUUAUAAGACUGCAUUGUAUUAAGAGUUUGUGCAACAAUAAUUUUGAAGUAAUAGGUAGUAAAAUUUAUUAUUUAUUGUUUUUUGCUCAUUUUUACCUUCAUGUGAGCUUUUGUGUCAUUGUGUAAUGGAGAUUAAUACACUGAAAAUGAAAAUCCAUUCUUUUCAAAAUAUGUAUAAAUUAAAGAUUAGCCUUAAAGUUUAUUGUAGGAAAGACUUACCAAUGAACUUAAAAAAGGUAUUUUACAUGUACCUGUGCAAUAUUUUUCUUUUCUUGGCAGAGUUGGAGAAACUCAAAAUAAAUGCACUACCAUACCUGAAAUGUAGUAAUGGGGGCUAAUUAAGGAAACAAAAAGACAAACAUUCUUAAAAACAAAUAUUUACUUUAAGAAUCAACAAUAAAGUUCAAUUAUGGGGUACAUUUUUUAAGCUGAGUCAUUUUUUUUUAUUUGCAAACUGGGUCUCUUUCAAAUUUAUUUCUUGUAAAUAAGACCAAGAUGGCCAAAGGUAGUUAAAAAUUGAAGUAGAUGAAACUGUAUUGCUCUGACAAAAGAUAUUUCUGAAUAUUUGCAUGCAAAUAAAUCAAAAGUAUUUAAUGAUGUCAAAAUUCACAGGCUUUGCGAUUUUUAAAACACAAGAAUAAAAUGUUUUAUUUUUUU